Echinops telfairi (small Madagascar hedgehog) is the source of this 3169-nucleotide messenger RNA. It is a transcript of the gene CTNNAL1, whose product is annotated as catenin alpha like 1. The record is from RefSeq and is a predicted model, not a curated record. Gene Ontology annotation, biological process: Rho protein signal transduction; cell adhesion. The coding region runs from base 1 to 2022 and encodes 673 amino acids. The transcript is spliced from 19 exons. Gene Ontology annotation, molecular function: actin filament binding. NCBI's taxonomy places the organism in Eukaryota, Metazoa, Chordata, Mammalia, Afrosoricida, Tenrecidae.
AUGGUAUUGUGGGUCAUCACAAAAGUCAGGGCUCGGCUAGCCGAGAGCGCGUUCUGGAGAAUUGGAAGAUUUGUUAAAGUAGGGGAAGCUAUUGCCAAUGAAAACUGGGAUCUGAAAGAAGAAAUAAGUAUUGCCUGCAUCGAAGCUAAGCAAGCAGGUGAGACAAUCGCAGCUCUUACAGAUGUAACCAGCUUGAAUCAUCCAGAACCUGAUGGCCAGAUCACAGUUUUUACCGACAAGACGGGAGUCAUAAAGGCCGCACGAUUGCUCCUCUCUUCAGUGACAAAAGUACUGUUGCUGGCAGACCGUGUAGUUAUUAAGCAGAUAAUAGCGUCAAGAAAUAAGGUGCUCGCCACUAUGGAAAGGCUAGAGAAAGUGAACAGUUUUCAAGAGUUUGUCCAAAUAUUCAGUCAAUUUGGAAAUGAAAUGGUCGAGUUUGCUCACCUAACUGGAGAUAGACAAAAUGAUUUGAAAGAUGAAAAGAAAAAGGCAAAAAUGGCAGCAGCAAGGGCAGUUCUCGAAAAAUGUACAAUGAUGCUUCUCACAGCGUCCAAGACAUGCCUCAGGCAUCCUACCUGUGAAUCUGCCCAUAAAAACAAAGAAGGCGUGUUCAACCGAAUGAAAGUGGCCUUGGAUAAGGUCAUUGACAUUGUGACCGACUGUAAACCAAAUGGAGAGAAUGACAUUUCAUCUGCCAGUAUUUGUACCGGAAUUAAAGAAUUCAAGAUGAAUAUUGAAGCUCUUCGGGAGGCUUGUUAUUUCCAGUCCAAAGAGAACCUGUCUGCAAUGUUGGAAGUCAUCUUGGAGCACACAGAGAGCUUUACUGAUUCGGCCUACACCAGCCACAAGCACAGGGAACGCAUCUUGGAACUGGCCACCCAGACAAGGAUGGAACUACAGCAGUUAAUUUCUGUGUGGAUGCAAGCUCAAAGCAAGAAGACAAAAAGCAUCGCUGAAGAACUGGAACUCAGUAUCUUGAAAGUCACUCACAGCCUCAAUGAGCUUAAGAAAGAACUUCACAUUACAGCGACACAGCUAGCAGCAGACCUGCUGAGACACCAUGUGGAUCGUGAGGUUUUGAAAGCACUGAAGCUCACUGGGGUAGAAGGGAAUUUAGAAGCGCUGGCGGACUAUGCCUGUAAACUCUCUGAGCAGAAAGAACAGCUCAUUGAGACUUGCCGGUUGUUGCGACAUGUAUCUGGGACAGAACCGCUUGAAAUAACCUGUCUACACGCAGAAGAGACAUUUCAGGUGACAGGCCAACAGAUAAUUUCUGCUGCCGAAACGUUGACAUUACAUCCAUCUAGUAAAAUUGCUAAAGAAAACCUUGAUGUGUUUUGUGAAGCUUGGGAAUCCCAAAUGAGUGACAUGGCAACACUGCUAAGAGAAGUCAAUGAUGUGUUUGAAGGAAGGCGAGGGGAGAAGUAUGGCUACCUUUCACUUCCAAAGUCAAUGAAGAAUAAUGCUAACCUGAAAUCAUUAAAGUCAGACAAACCAGACUCUGAGGAGCAAGCCAGGAUAGCAAAGCUUGGGCUUAAACUCGGUUUGCUCACCUCCGACGCAGACUGUGAAAUUGAGAAGUGGGAAGAUCAGGAGAAUGAGAUUGUUCGCUAUGGACGGAAUAUGUCCAGAAUGGCCUAUUCCCUAUAUUUAUUUACCAGAGGAGAGGGGCCACUGAGAACUUCCCAGGAUUUAACUCUUCAACUAGAGGCUUUCGCUACAGAGGGCUUGAGGUUUGCAUCAAGUGUACAAGCUUUCUCCAAACAGCUGAAAGAUGAUGACAAGCUUAUGCUUCUCCUGGAAAUAAACAAGCUAAUUCCUGUGUGCCACCAAUUGCAAACAAUAACGAAGACACCGUUGCCGAAUAAAGUGUUUCUAAAGGUGGACAAGUGCAUCACAAAGGCGAGGUCCAUGAUGAGCAGCUUGAUCCAGCUUCUCUCACUCUGCUGUAGACUGCUGAAGAAGGUGGAAACCAGAUGGGCCUCAGUUACGAAUAAAGACACCGCGGAAGGUAAAACUUGAGAAGCUUUUGGGAUCCGAUCUCUGGAACUUCUUGCAGCAAACCUGACAUUUUUAGAAAGAAAAUGAUCCUUCACAAGAAUUUCAACAACUUUAUUAAGGAAACAAUAUUUUCUUGUCAGAAAACCAAUUGUGAAGCUUUUUGGUAGUUGCUGUUACUGUGUCUGCAGUGUGAUUUUAGUGAGACAUUGCCUCUGAGAGUGCUUUGUCAAAGCCACACCAAAUAUCGCCACCGUGUAGCCCAAAGAUGCUUUUCUGAGUAUGUUCACCUUCGACAUAAGCCUACCUUAGCAGUCUCCUUUCUUUACAUCCAUCCUCUAGAACAGAGGUUGGCAAACUUUUGAGACUGAAGAGCCAAUCCUGCCCCUCACAACAAUUUAGAAGUUAUUCAAGAGCCGUAAGUGUAUUUUUACAAACAAAUGAAAUCACUAUUAUCUGAAUAAUAUCACUAAAUUUUUUCCAUUUUACUUCGGAGCACAGGCUCUCAAGCUGCCGCGUGCCGGCCCUGCCCUACAGCACGGGUGUGCACUCGUCAACUGCAGGGCUUUCCGUACCCCUCUGCCCACCUACUGUGAAGAGGGUCCCCUGUUGCGCCUUCUGUCCGAUGAUGAUCCCUGCUGGUGGUCCCCGUGGUCCACAGCAGGGCCCUCGAGAACCAUGGGCUGUGCUGCCUGGUCCCCUGGAGGAGCUUCCCAGAGAUGCCGACCUUUAGCUCGUAGCUCUAGCACAGCUGGCUGGCCUGCCCUGAAUACUAGCUGGACUCCUAAGCCUAUGUGACUGGCUUAAAAAAAUACUUUUUGAAUUUUCCCUCUAGUAGUGGUUGAUGGAGUGGAAGAUGCAAAAGACUGAGAACUAUGGAACUAAGAAGCUGUUUAAAAUAAAUUCCGAGUAAUCAUUCAUCUUAUAUAAGUGGUUUUGUUUUGGAAUGUUCACUAUAAACAUGCUCCUUUAGAUGUUUUCAUAAUGAAAUGUAUGGCUGUUCUUGUUACGGGGUGGGUGCUUUGAAAUAUCUGGUUUAGAGUUUCUUUGUCAUAUCAUACGGUGAAUUUGUUUUGGACUUCAGUUACAUCAUGUUUCCAUGAGAGCAAGUAAAAAUGUAUUGCUACAAAAUCAUAGCCUCCUUUAUUAAACAAAAAUAACAAAAUGUGAA